GGAUACACUACAUUAAAGCUGAGAAUUGGAUCCUGAGAAUUCAUAGAGCUGGACAAGAUUAAGCAAUGAGGAGGUCAACACAGCAUAAGUUUGACUGGGAGGAGAGAAAGUCCACUUUGAUCUAUGCUGUCCGAAUGGCCACAUUUAGAACAUGGGGGAUGUUGACUCAGGGGUCAGAGUUCAGUUCCUGGGCCCAAUCUUCUGAACUACCUGAUAAUCAGAGAAAAAGAGAAGCAGCUUUUACUGAGCUAUCAAGUAAAAACGGCCUGUAUGAGGAACACCAGACAGCAAGAGAUGUCCAGAACAUGGCAGAACACAGCAAAUACGACACUGUUAUUGAGCUGGAGAGGCCCUGUGACCUGAAGGACACAGAUAUCAUCAGUGCCCAUGAAAUUUGUCAAGCCAAGAUCACACCAUGGGAAGACAGGAUGGCUCGCUUUGGAGACGUUCUUCCUUCCCGCUAUGGAGGUCCAGCGGGCGCUGGGAGAGGGGGAGCCCGAGCGGGAGGUCCCCCGGGCGGGCAAAGAAUGUACAAACAGUCGAUGGCUCAGAGAGCCAGGACAAUGGCUUUAUACAAUCCCAAGCAAACCAAACAGAAUUGUUUCACUGUCAACCGGUCCUUGUUCAUCUUCAGCGAGGACAAUGUCAUAAGGAAAUACGCCAAAAGAAUUACCGAAUGGCCUCCAUUUGAGUACCUGAUCCUUACCACCAUCAUUGCCAACUGCAUCGUAUUGGCCCUCGAGCAGCAUCUCCCUGCCAUGGACAAGACCCCCAUGUCUGAACGUCUGGAUGACACAGAGCCCUACUUUAUUGGAAUAUUCUGUUUCGAGGCCGGCAUUAAGAUCAUCGCCUUGGGAUUCGUGUUUCACAAAGACUCCUACCUACGCAACGGGUGGAACGUAAUGGACUUUGUGGUCGUUUUGACAGGGAUUUUAACCACAGUAGGUUCAGAAUUUGACUUAAGGACGUUGCGUGCUGUUAGAGUGCUGAGACCCCUCAAACUGGUGUCAGGAAUUCCAAGUCUUCAAGUAGUAUUAAAGUCCAUAAUGAAGGCCAUGGUUCCUCUUCUUCAGAUUGGACUUUUGCUCUUCUUUGCCAUUGUCAUGUUUGCCAUCAUUGGCGUAGAGUUCUACAUGGGCAAGUUCCACUUCACCUGCUUUAAGCUGGGAACAGGAGAAAAGGUUGGUGAUUACCCAUGCGGUUCAGAGUCACCCUCGAGACUGUGUGCCAAUGGAACAGAGUGUAAAGAUGACUGGAAAGGACCCAAUUUUGGCAUCACAAACUUCGAUAACAUUCUCUUCGCCAUACUCACCGUCUUCCAGUGCAUCACUAUGGAAGGAUGGACUGAUGUACUAUACCAUGCCAAUGAUGCCUCUGGGAACACCUGGAACUGGCUCUACUUCAUUCCUCUCAUCAUUAUUGGCUCCUUCUUCAUGCUUAAUCUCGUCCUGGGUGUCUUAUCAGGGGAGUUUGCCAAAGAGAGAGAGCGAGUGGAGAAGAGGCAGGAGUUCUUGAAGCUCCGUAGACAGCAACAGAUUGAAAGAGAGCUCACCGGCUACCUGGAAUGGAUCUGCAAGGCGGAGGAGGUAUUGCUGGCAGAGGAGGACCAGAAUGCAGAGGAGAAAUCCCCUCUGGAUGGUGCGUGGUACAAGAGGAAACAGAACAACCCAGUCCUGAAAAGAGCAAAGACCAGAAAGGGUAGAAAGGACCUCAUCAGUGCUGAAGAGGGAGAGGAACAUUUAAAAGACAUCUCCUCUGUUGCACCCCCUGGAUCACCCUUUGCCAGAGCUAGCCUGAAGAGCAGUAAGAACGAUAGCUCCUCGUACUUCUGUCGUAAGGAAAAGAGGGCACGUUUUUUCAUUCGGCGGAUGGUGAAGGCACAGAGUUUCUACUGGAUCGUUCUGUGUUUGGUGGGACUGAACACGCUUUGUGUGGCCAUUGUCCACUACGACCAGCCUGAAUGGCUCACCAAAGCCCUGUACCUAGCAGAGUUUGUGUUCCUGGGUCUGUUUCUGACAGAAAUGACUCUGAAGAUGUAUGGCCUCGGGCCCAGAAACUACUUUCACUCCUCGUUCAACUGUUUUGACUUUGGGGUAAUUGUGGGGAGUAUAUCUGAGGUGGUGUGGGCAGCAAUCCAGCCUGGUGCGUCUUUUGGGAUCAGUGUUCUGAGAGCCCUUCGUCUGCUUCGAAUCUUCAAAGUAACCAAAUAUUGGAACUCUCUGAGGAAUCUUGUAGUUUCUCUGUUGAAUUCCAUGAAGUCCAUCAUUAGCUUGCUCUUCCUCCUUUUCCUCUUCAUCGUGGUGUUCGCCCUGUUGGGCAUGCAGCUCUUCGGGGGCCAGUUUAAUUUUGAAGAUGAAACACCCACAACAAACUUUGACAGCUUCCCUGCAGCCAUAAUGACAGUCUUCCAGAUUUUGACAGGAGAGGAUUGGAAUGCAGUGAUGUAUCAUGGGAUCGAGUCUCAGGGUGGCGUCCGAAGUGGAAUGUUCUCCUCUGUCUACUUCAUUGUUCUUACACUUUUUGGAAACUAUACACUUCUCAAUGUAUUCUUGGCCAUCGCUGUGGAUAACCUUGCCAAUGCACAGGAGUUGACAAAGGAUGAAGAGGAGCAAGAGGAGGCAGCGAAGAAGAGCAUGGCUCUUCAAAAGGCCAUGGAGGUGAAGGAGGUCAGCCCCAUGUCUGCAGCCAACAUCUCCAUAGCAGCUUUUGUAAAGCAAAAUCGAGAUGCAAUCUCUCGCAGGUCUUCAGUCUGCAGCGUUCACUCACCUAAAGAGCAGCAGAGAUCCCUGCAGAAGAUGUCCAUAUGGGAGCAGCGCACCACCCAGCUGCGCAGACACAACCUGCGCAGCAGCAGCGAGGCCCUUUACAACGAACUAGAGCCUGAAGAGCGUCUGCGUGUGUCUUCUGCACUGCACCUCCAUCCCGACAUGAAGACCCACCACGAUCGCCCGCUGGUAGUGGAGCACCGAGACGACACUACAGACAAUCCCAGACCCCUAGAAGGGAGGAGAAGUGAUGAAGAUUGGGAGACUCCAGAAUGUCAACCGUCCACCACCCACCCACGGAAACACCAUCGAUGUAGAGGUGAAAACGGAGAUGCAGGGGAGGGGCGGCACCACAGACACCACAGCCGAAAUAGAGAGAACCAUGGGGGCCUGGAACGCUCCUGCAGCCAGGACGGAGGUCAUAGGCACCACCAGCACAUAACUGGAUCUACAGAGGAGGGUUUGGGGUUGGAGGAGAGAGAACAUAGACGUCAUAAUAGUCGCAGCCCCCGAGAGGCUAAUGGAAGUGGCAAUGGCAUGAUAGGUAAUGGAGGCAGGGACGAGAGUAAGGUACGAGGACACAGAGAAGGGGAGGGAGGAAAUGGAGAAAGGAGGAGACAUCGGCCACGUGUUAAAGCCCAAUCCACGCUGGAUGGAGAGGAUUGUUGGGAGAAUGGGGGGAGAGAGGGCCCUAAAGCUUCAGGCCACAGACAUAUAGAAAUGGGGGAAGACAGUGUAGCCACCAGCCCUCUCCAGUCUCCUACUGAAGAGAAACAAGAAGACACAGAUAAUCCAAAGAACAGCACCAGAGUCGGCCCAACUGGAGUCAACAUCCCUGUCACCAUAACUGCCCCACCAGGAGAAACCACAAUAAUUCCCAUGAACAACAUUGAUGGUGACAGCCAAGAACUGAAUGAGGAAAAGAAAGAUCUGGAUGAUCUAAAUCCGAAUACACCCAAACAAAUCCUACCAUACAGCUCCAUGUUUGUGUUUGGUCCAGCUAACCCAGUGCGGCAACUGUGCCAUUACGUGGUCAAUCUACGUUACUUUGAGAUGUGUAUUCUAACGGUCAUCACCAUGAGCAGCAUUGCACUUGCUGCUGAAGACCCUGUGCAGGCCAAUGCCCCCCGCAACAACGUACUGAAAUACUUAGACUACGUCUUCACUGGCGUGUUCACAUUUGAGAUGGUUAUAAAGAUGAUCGAUCUUGGGCUGCUCUUGCAUCCUGGGUCUUAUUUCCGGGACCUAUGGAACAUACUGGACUUCAUCGUAGUCAGCGGUGCUCUGGUGGCCUUUGCCUGCUCGAGCUUCAUGGGAUCGCAGCAAAGCGUUACCAGAGGGACCAAAGGCAAGGACAUCAAUACCAUCAAGUCCCUCAGGGUCCUUCGAGUUCUGAGGCCCUUGAAGACCAUCAAACGUUUACCCAAACUCAAGGCCGUGUUUGACUGCGUGGUGAACUCGUUGAAGAACGUCCUCAACAUCCUCAUCGUUUACAUCCUCUUCAUGUUCAUCUUUGCGGUCAUUGCUGUGCAGCUUUUCAAGGGGAAGUUCUUUCACUGCACUGAUGAGUCCAAAGCACUGGAGAAAGACUGCAGGGGUCAGUUCCUGGAGUAUGACAAUGAUGGAGUGGCCAUGACCCUGCCGCGGAAGUGGGAGAAGUAUGAUUUUCAUUAUGACAAUGUCCUGUGGGCCUUUCUGACCUUGUUCACCGUUUCCACAGGAGAGGGCUGGCCAACAGUACUGAAACACUCUGUGGACGCCACAUAUGAGGACCAGGGUCCCAGCCCCGGUUACCGAAUGGAAACCUCCAUCUUCUAUGUGGUCUACUUCAUCGUCUUCCCCUUCUUCUUCGUCAACAUCUUUGUGGCCUUGAUCAUCAUUACUUUCCAGGAGCAGGGAGAUAAAGCGAUGUCAGAGUGCAGCUUGGAAAAGAACGAGCGAGCCUGUAUAGACUUUGCCAUCAACGCCAAGCCACUGACACGCUACAUGCCAGUGGACAAGCAAUCUUACCAGUACAAAAUGUGGAAGUUUGUGGUGUCCACUCCGUUUGAGUACUCCAUCCUGACCAUGAUCGCCAUCAACACAGUGGUGCUUAUGAUGAAGUUCCACAAAGCCCCUGAACCAUAUGAGGACAUGUUGAAGUGGCUGAACACCAUUUUCACAGCUCUCUUCACUCUGGAGUGCAUCCUCAAGGUCAUCGCCUUCGGUCCUCUGAACUACCUGAAAGAUGCAUGGAACAUUUUUGACUUUGUUACUGUGCUGGGGAGCAUCACAGACAUCCUGGUAACAGAGAUCAAGGACAAGAGGAUUAAUCUGAGUUUCCUGAGACUUUUUCGGGCCGCUCGUCUUAUUAAACUCCUCCGGCAGGGCUACACCAUCCGCAUCCUGCUCUGGACCUUUGUUCAGUCCUUCAAGGCUCUGCCGUAUGUGUGUCUCCUCAUCGCCAUGCUCUUCUUCAUCUACGCCAUCAUUGGGAUGCAGGUGUUUGGUAAUAUCGAGUUGACCGAAGAGUCAGCCAUCAACCAUCACAAUAAUUUCCGCACCUUUUUUCAGGCUCUCAUGCUGUUGUUCAGGAGUGCUACAGGCGAAGGCUGGCACGAGAUCAUGCUGGCAUGUUUGAGUGACAGGCCAUGUGACCAGCUCUCUGGCUCCAGUGGGAAAGAGUGUGGCAGUGAUUUUGCUUACUUCUACUUUGUUUCUUUCAUCUUCCUCUGUUCCUUUCUGAUGCUGAACCUGUUCGUCGCUGUCAUCAUGGAUAACUUUGAGUACCUGACACGUGACGCUUCUAUUCUCGGUCCUCAUCACCUUGAUGAGUUCAUCCGCGUCUGGGCGGAGUACGACCCUGCUGCCUGCGGAAGGAUACGCUAUAUGGAUAUGUACAAUUUGUUGCGUGUAAUCUCACCCCCCCUUGGCUUAGGAAAGAAGUGCCCUAAUAGGGUGGCAUACAAGCGGUUGGUGAGGAUGAACAUGCCAAUAGCUGAAGACAACACGGUUCACUUUACCUCUACUCUAAUGGCUCUUAUUCGGACUGCCCUGGAGAUUAAGUUGGCAUCAGGAGUUCUUGCUCAGCGGCUUUGUGAUGCUGAAUUAAGGAAGGAAAUAAACAAAGUGUGGCCGAACUUAUCUUCAAAAACCGUGGAUCUCCUGGUGACUCCUCAUAAACAUAAUGAGUUGACAGUGGGUAAGGUCUAUGCUGCUCUGAUGAUCUUUGACUACUAUAAGCAGAGCCGAACCAAGAGGCUCCAACAGCAGCAGGCUGCUGCAGGCACACAGAGUAAAGUAGGAGUUCUCUUCAGACCAAUGCUUCCUCUCUCACACUUACAUGAUCAGGAGCCACGAGUGCCAGAAGCCCCGUCCUCCUGUCAAUCAGAUACCACACCACAGCCAGAGCCCCCACCCACAUCAUUUCACCUAACCAAUGGAAAUGCAGUACAAAGCCAGAGCAGUGCCAUGAAAAAGUCUUCUUCGGGAGACACAUCUCAGGAAGUCGCACAAGAAACAAACAGGAAGAAAGUCCAACAUGUCCAAUCAGUUGACAUGCCAAACAUAUACAAAUCUCAGGAAUUAGUAGAGAUGACUGACGUGGAGAAUGACUCUGAUAUUGGUGGGUACCCUGUGCUUGGGGGUCACGGCAGAGCUGCCUCUAUGCCCAGACUUAACGCUGGCUUUCAGCGGAGCCACUUGCGCCACUCUGCCGGAACGUACCUAGCACCUAUCACUGACGUGAGCCCCAUGCGGCGUUCUACAUCCUCGUUAACUCCUCAAAGAAGGGUGCAGGAGGUCAGUUUGAACGAUUAUGACUUGGAGCGGCCCAUGCUGACUCCGGGCCAGACACCCACUCAGGAGAGAGACAGGGAGAGAACCAAUCAUCACCAUCAUCAUCAUCGCUGUCAGAGACGUAGAGACAAGAAGCACAAAUCACUGGAUCGAGCCAUCAGUGAGGAGCAGCCACCAACUGCAGAUCCAAACACGGUUCCGAGGGAACGAGACCGUGGGCGCUCUCACGAGAGGAAGAAAAAUGUGUCUUCAACAGCGGUAAGGAAGCAACAAUACUACUCGUGCGAUCGUUACGGCAGCCAUGAACACGGCUACAGCGUGUCAGCUGGACCCAGCAGAUCAACAUCGCCGGGAGAACCAAACAUCCCAAACAGGCUUAAACAGGGAAGUAGCACAGCUAAAGUAAGUUCAAUCGUUCAUACCUCUGGCACCAGCACACCCUGCCGUGGGCGUAGACAGCUCCCCCAGACGCCCCUCACUCCCCGGCCUGCUGUUGCUUACAAGACUGCCAACUCUUCCCCGGUCCAGCUCAACACUGCCCAGUCUACCGUGCCCUGCCACACUCGCCUUAGUCGUGGCCUAUCAGAGCACGAUGCCCUAAUCAGUGGUAACGGCCACCACCAAUCCCCUGUGCCUGUCACUCGAAUCGGCUCCGAUCCCAACUUAGGUCCCCUACAGCAGGACUCGCACUUGUCUGAAGCGGACGACUUCCAGGAUGCCUUGAGCACGUAUGGCACAGGCCGCUCACCCAGAACUGCAGCCUCCGUUGUCCACAUGUCGUCAGGUGCUGCUCCCACUUCUGUGCUGCUUUCACGCAGCCAGAGUGGAGUGCCCAAUGGAUAUCACUACUCCCUUGGAGUAAGUGCGGCCACUGGGGUGAGUGGCAGAGCUUCUGGAAGCUACAAAGAGACUGAAAGAGAUGAGUGGUGUUAGCAUGAUAGCAUGCAGGAUUUAAUUUAGCAUGAGUAUCUUCUUUGACUUAAAAUGGUGGCAAACAGUGGAGACCUACAAAAGGAAUAAUAAGGAAAAUCCAUCCACACUUACACAAUUUUUUUGCCGUUUACCAUCAAAUGGAGCCUGUAUUUUUCGGAAGAAGCAGACCUCUGUCACUGUUUACGAAAGUAUAAGCAAGAUGGAAUGCUUUACAAAUUAAUACGAUUAUUUGAUACAUUUCAACACAGUGUUGAAGGAAAGAAGAGUUUAGCCUCUAGUGACACAUUACCACCUCUUUUAAUGUCAUUAGUGCUAUUUCCACAAGGGUCAAGUGCAAGGAGAUGGUCACAUGAGCUGUACCUGUGAUCAAGACCUCAGACCUUAGAGGAGCACACCUAAAAACACAAGCUAUGAUGAAAACACUGGCCUGCUAACUCUGAUUCACAUGAGAAUUGAGAGGCUGUUUAGAUACUUUGCACAGGACACGAUGACUGAAAAGUUAUUUCUUGAAAUUUUAAGUUGUGCUGCUGUUAAAUUCUAAGGGGCCGUUCACUGUGAACACGUUUUUUUUGUCUGUCUGCACUGUUUAUGAAUUGUUAUUUCUAUGUAAACACCGUUGACCAUUGCACCGACUUUCUUGCAGGAGCACCAAGUUUUUUAGAUGCUGUGACAGGUUAAAAAGAACAUCAACUUAUAAAAAUGCAUCUCGAGACACCUUUGUUUUGUUCUAUUCGUUGUUCUGCAUCUAGCUUUUAUUUUUUUGCUAAAGAAUGCAUUAUGUCUAAACGGCCCCUUGGUCUUUCUCUGGUGUGAGUGGAAUAAAUGGUCUUCUGCCACCAACUAAAAAAAGGCCAAAUUGUACUUACUUUUCUAUCAGACUGCCGUAGAUUGAAUAUCUUUUCACAGUGUUCUAUUUUGUACCUUCUAAAUGAUCCGAGUGUAGCUGGACAUUACGUAAGGUCUAAUCCCUUUUUUACUCUCAAGAGGUAAGAUACCAAGUGCCUAAACUUUGAGAUUUAUUGCCACAUCUGUGUGAUGCAUUAUGAAGCAUUAUAACCUCAGAUGCUGUACGCUGUAGGUAAAUGUCACUGAUACAUGUUUUUUUAAUAGAUUUUAGCAUGUAUUUGAAGAAAGAGAUUUUGGCAUUGCACAAAACAGAGGCUGUAGCGUUAUAAAGAUAGUUUAGGUGGAUGUUGAUGAUGUUGGUCUUUUAAAAAUAUUUUCUUGAAAUUAUGCAGGGGGGAAAUAGAUAGAACAUAGAGUUUAAGUGCUAAUGAAAUUGAUUUAUGCAGGAUUGAAUAUAUUGAAAGGAUGUUUGAGGGUUGUACUUCAUGGUUGCUGUUGGUGUGUUGUUUCCAGAGAGCAUAUUUUGUGCACAUGACUUUCUCUUUUAGUAUUUGGUUGAAGGAGUAAGAGGGUGAGAAGGGUUGACUUCUUGGAAGGAGAAUUCAUAAAGGUGCAUUCUGCACUGUGUAUUAUUAUCCACAUAAAAUGUAUCAGUGCCACCUGAAAGAGUAUGUUGUAUUCUCUCGAUUAGUGAUAUAUUGUAAAAAAUUUUAUAACAGUUAAUUAAAUCAAGAACAAGGAUUUCGCUCUGCUGAUCUUAUCCAUAGUUUGUUGGCUUCCACCUUGUCUUUCUGAUUCAAGGCGUUUAUUAGAUAGGUUGGUAUCUCUUCACUCUAGGGUGAGUCUGCAAUUUACCCUUCCCUAAGCCCUGCCAUAAAACAUUACUUAUGAAUCCAACCUUAGCAACUGCUGUCAUUUGCCGUAAUAUCAGACAAGCUUUUGGUCUAUUCUAAUGCAUGUUUUUCCUAAUGCAUAAAUUAUCCCCCCAAAAUAUGGUUAAACAUUGUUCUUGGGAACAAUGAAACCCAGAGUAUAAAUAUAUAUAUAUAUAUAUAUAUAUAUAUAGUAUAUAUUUUUCCCUCCUUUUCCAGAUCUUAAAAUAGAGGUGCAUGCUGUGGACUACCUGCAAACUGUCAUAAUUCAUAAAAGGACAUGUGUAAAAUCAACAAAGACUGAUAUGUAAAUUAAUGUCACUAAUUUAAUAUUAAUUAAUGUAUGUAUUGAUUCAUGUCACAGAAGGGGUGAUAGUUACUAAAGACCUCAUAACAACAUUGUGAGACAUUAGGAACAGUUCUCUUCACUUACACUAAUGUUUAUUUGACUGUAAUAAGUGAAUGCUUCAAUUCUGAUUUGCAGUCUUGGGUGUUUCUAAACAUGUUACUAUGUAAUUUAAUCAUUUCGAAAAAUAUCAGAUAAAAAUGCUUUGCAAUGAUAAUACUUGAUUCCAGCCCACUUAAGAAUAUCAUCCUUUUGAUUUUUACACAUUUUACUGAAAAUCAUGCUGUUUAUCAAAACCCAAUUCAGUCUUAACCUUCUGAUACCCAAGCGUGGCUGCUGUGUGGAUUUUCCAUUUCCCUUUUUGAUUUGUAAAUAGUAGCACCUAAUAAAUAUAAUAAUAAUUAAACAAUAAAAAAGAUUUGAGCGCAAAUAGUUUUAAUAAUAAUUUCUUUCCACAUAUGUGGACAGCAGGACUAAAUCGUGAAAUUUUAAAUAUGAUAUCAUAUUCCCAUUACCAUAUUAUUAUUAUUUUUUUUAUAAUUUUGUUUAUUAUCUUUCCUGGAGUGUUGGUUAAUUAUGUUUUUGAGAUGUUACAGAUUUCACAUCAGAAAUUAGCAAAACUAACUCUGAUUUAAAGUAAUGGCCAGCAUCAACCAAUCACUGCCAACCAUUCUAAAAUAAAAUUAUACAGUACAUUAUAAAUUCUGAAUCUAUGUACUGAUUAUAAUUGCUCAAUGUCUGCCAAACAUGUUGAGUGGUCCAAACACCAUCUGCUGCCUGAAUCUGAACUUUUGGUCGGAUUUUAGGAGUAAAUGCACUUAGCAGCAUAGGAAAGCUAUAGGAUGCUCUCUCUUUCAUGACUUGCAGUCUGUCUGCACUGGCCUCAGAACAAUUAAAAAUGCACCUUAUUUUCAUCCUAACUUACAAAGCGCCCUUCUCAAUGUGAAAAUACAUAGUAAAAAUAGGAUUUCUAAUGGAAAAACUUGCACCAUUGUUCACUCUAGUGUUCAUUGUGUUGAACAGCAUUCCGUUUCGCAAUAUAUCGCUAAAAUUUUUAAAAAUGGCAUAUCGGAUGAAUUUAGAGACUGUAAUCUUUUGACUCAAACAAGUUUCAAUGUAAAAACUUACAGUUUUCUUACCAGUUAUAGUUUUGUUGGCAUUUCUCCCAAAGACAAACUCCGCUGUGGUCGGCGCCAUAUUGUUUUGUCACAUGACUCACAUGAAAGUUUAACCCUUUACUGACAGUCGAAAGUCUCCUGAACUUAGAUCAGUUGGUUUAAAUAAAUUUUAAUUUAGUUUCGUAUAGCGAAGCUUAAACACAAUGUCUGUGCAGAAGGACACAGGGUAGCACGAGGCUAUGGGUCAUUCUGUAAAGCUUGUCUAAGCAAGCAGCAGUAACCAAGGUGGGCAGGGCUUAGUAAAGGUAGAGUUGUGUGUACUUUAAUUGCAGGGAAAUGUUGACUGUUGAUGUGCAGUUGGGCUAUGCAACAAAAUGACACUUUAGGACUGCUCCUCCUCAUCCUGUAGGUAAAGACCUGCACUCUACAGACUCCAGCUUUAGCACCAGUGGGACCAAUUCUUUGCUUCACGGAGAUCUUGAUAUACAGGAUGUGUUGCUCACUCACAAAAUACAGCAAAUGACGCAACAGACGUUUUUGCUGAUAACGUUAUUGAUCUGCCCUUAAAAGUAUUAACAAUAUGUAGUGGUAUUCCUUUUGAUUGCACUAGGACGUGAACUGAUGUUGUUACUUAAAGUGUACACAACCUGUCACAAAAAAAGUAGGAAUAAUAUAAAGAUUUGUAUUUAAUUUUUUUUAAGUAUGUGAUGUCACAGUGAACUGCCUUUUACCACCUUUUCCUUAUUUUGGGAUGGAUCGAGUGUUGUGGACCCAACAGUUCUUUGACUGUCCCAGAAUUUAGACAUCAUCUUUCCUCUUGAAAAAUGUUUAUGCCACAUGCCAAAUUUCUUACAGCACUAGUUUGUCUCCUUGUGCUAUUUUUUGUUCAACCGCCCUGUGGCUAUGUCCUUGGAUAAUGUCAUGUUUGCAUGUUAUGACGAUAUAUGUGCAUGUAGGAAUUUGUAUACCUUCAUCCAUGGUUUUCUACGAGGAGUUAAUUGGCUGUUGAGUUUUUAAAAAAACAAUCUUUGAUACACUCACCCCCAGAUUUCUGGGAGAAAAUUAGAAGACCCUAUUCUUCUCAAUUUGUUGUAAAAGAAUUGUUAACCACAAUGGGGCAAUACAACAAGGCCACAGAUGAAUGUGAGUGCCUCACUGUUUUGACUUAAUGAUCUGUCUAUGAUGCCAUAUUUCUGCUCAUUGACUCACAUUCUUAUCAUCAUUCCUAUCAUGUACAUUUUGUAUGGAAACAAACAUCACUGAACUGAGAGAUAUAUGGAAAUAAA
This is a messenger RNA of Xyrauchen texanus (razorback sucker), 11943 nucleotides long. It is a transcript of the gene cacna1bb, whose product is annotated as calcium channel, voltage-dependent, N type, alpha 1B subunit, b. The transcript is spliced from 52 exons. Gene Ontology annotation, biological process: calcium ion import across plasma membrane; chemical synaptic transmission. Gene Ontology annotation, cellular component: membrane; neuronal cell body; voltage-gated calcium channel complex. The coding region runs from base 66 to 7475 and encodes 2469 amino acids. NCBI's taxonomy places the organism in Eukaryota, Metazoa, Chordata, Actinopteri, Cypriniformes, Catostomidae. Gene Ontology annotation, molecular function: high voltage-gated calcium channel activity. The record is from RefSeq and is a predicted model, not a curated record.